Molecule: messenger RNA, 767 nt
Organism: Eutrema salsugineum
Lineage: Eukaryota; Viridiplantae; Streptophyta; Magnoliopsida; Brassicales; Brassicaceae
Exons: 3
Coding region: 1-459 (152 amino acids)
Source: RefSeq, a predicted model, not a curated record
AUGCAAGAGACGUCUUUUAAGUACACGUGGCUUACUACGACGAAUCUGGCUGCUCCGACUGUUUCCGACCGAGGCAACUCUGCCGACCGAGGCGACUCUGCCGACCGAGGCGAUUCUGCCGACCGAGCCGGCGAAAUCGAGUUCGACUAUAGGUUAUCACCAGCCAAACCAAUUUUCCAGAACUCGGCGAAUCUUCCAAUGGUUGCCAAACCCAUCUACGGUAUCGUUUCCGAUGCUGUCUACUUCUUUGGCCAGCAUCGAAUCGCUUACAUCGCAUUUGGAGAUUGUUACCUUAUCACGUCGUGGCAGUUUACGAAGCAGAAGAGGACGACAGAAUCCUCGAUUCAGACACAACAAGCCAAACGCUAUCAUGCAAUCAGCUAUGGGACAACAACAUUGCAGCCAAAGUGGCAGAAUUCACGGCGACAUUUGAGAAGCAAGCCUAAGCUUUCAACAUAAUAACUCAAAAGAGAAGGGAGUGGAGAGCUCAGAUCCGAGGAAAUGUUGAUGGUUGAGCAAGCUUUGCUCCAAGACGAGAGAAAAGCAUGUGUUGAUGUGAAAUCAGAGUUGGAUAGAGAGAUGAAGGCUCAGGAGGCGAGGUUAAGAAUGGUGGCUUUGGCUCAAGCAGGACAAGUGAAGGCAGAGUCACACCAAUCUCAUACCGAGAUGAUGGCUCGCAACCUGCUGAGAGCUAAUGCGAUUGGGAAUCAUGGAGAAGGACGUAACAUGAACCCUGAUGAGAUGAUGAUGAUGAUGAUGAUGCAUGG